AGACCGCCUCGAAUUCACCCGAGUUCGAACAGACAGUGGAGUUGGUCAACAAUAUAUUCCUCAUGCCGCCGACCUCAUCUUUGCGUGCACUUCAAGUGAAAGUGCCGCGCCACAUAACAGGCAGGCGUUUUGCCUCCCAUGGCCCACCACAAUUCAACGAGCCUAGUGGUUUUCUUUUUGGUGAAAAGCCACCUGCACCAGGACAAAAGCGAGUUAAAGAGGAGUGGGAGAACAUCUGGUAUGUAGGGAUGUUUGGGUCAAUGGCAAUGGCUGCAGUAUUAUUGUACUACAAGCCCGACACAAGCAUACAAACAUGGGCCCUAAGGGAAGCCAAGGAACGCAUGGAAGCCCGUGGAGAGAAGUACAAAUACGAGCCAUCAUCAUAA
Suillus paluster is the source of this 386-nucleotide messenger RNA. Its product is annotated as ESSS subunit of NADH:ubiquinone oxidoreductase-domain-containing protein. The transcript has 3 exons. The record is from RefSeq and is a predicted model, not a curated record. The coding region runs from base 63 to 386 and encodes 107 amino acids. Lineage: Eukaryota; Fungi; Basidiomycota; Agaricomycetes; Boletales; Suillaceae.